This is a messenger RNA of Triticum turgidum subsp. durum (durum wheat), 1911 nucleotides long. Lineage: Eukaryota; Viridiplantae; Streptophyta; Magnoliopsida; Poales; Poaceae. The record is from the annotation of a GenBank genome assembly.
AUGCCACGGGUCGGGGAUCCCUCGCUGCGCCCAUCGGAGGGCCAUGUGGUCAUCACCUCCACGCCGGCCAUGGACGCCCAGGCAGCCAGCCUCGCCAAUCUUGCGGCUGUUGCCUGGCUCGGCGGAAACCGCCCAUCGGUCAGCGCCUCCGUCAUCAGGGACGCGGUCGCCACUUCCGCCGGCAUCGACCGCGCCUAUGUCAAGGUGGUGCCUUUCUAUCCGGAGGAUUUUCUCGUCAGAUUCGACUACCAGCAUCACCGAGACUUGGCGACGGCCGGCCCAGGCCGCUUCUCCCACUACAGCUCCGACUUCGGCAACCUAGACAUCCACAUUGCCAAGUGGAGACUCAACGCCCACGCCGAGGUAGUUCAAGCUGACUUCCACGUCCACAUCUGCCUCGAAAAUGUCCCGCUCAACGCCUGGAACGACGCCGUUGCUGCUCAGGUGUUGGGGCCGGAUACCUUCCUCCACUACUUCGACAUCGCCUCCGUGCAGUGUGAGGACGCCGCCACACUCAACCUGUGGGCUUGGUCAGCAGAUCCUAGCAAGAUACCCAAAGUGCUGCAGGCCACCUUCACCAACAACCAGCCACCAGGAAGCAGCGCACCGAACCCCGCUGUCGGGCGCCAGGGGCUCAAGCGGAGUGUCCUGGUCCACCUGGACCUGAUCGAGGACUACACCCCUGGCGCGGACGGCAAGGUCCCCCGACGCCCACGCACGCACCCUCCUUUCACCUGGAGACUUGGAGUUGUGGACGGCGAGUCCCGUGCACGCGACCGGCAGGAUGAGGGCAACCGUCGAGAGCGACGCAACGACGACCGCGACAGAGACGACGAGCAUGAUGGGCGUGGAAGGCGCAACGAUCGUCAGGAGUCCUCCUGGCGUGGCUUGUUUCGGAGCCGUUCCAGGGCUCCUCGACGUGAUGAUGAUCGCAGCAGGGGACCACGUGAAGACCGGCACCAUGACGACCACGACUCCAGGGGCCGCUAUGACAGCGGCAGGAGGCGCGGCUUGGAGCCUCUGUCGCCGAACGCCCGGAAGGUUGACAACGCACGUGUCCAGCGCCUUCCUGAUGGGGCAGUGAUCCCGGCCUCGGGCAGGCGGGCCCGGCACCGGGCGGCCUGUCCAGAGCGGCGCUCGCGAUCCUGCGAGGUGGCCACCGUCCAGCGCAGCGAGGACAACCGAGGAAGAUCGCCGCCACCCUCACCGCGGACCACUUCCAGUGACAUCAUCGAGCUGAGGCCGUCGUCGCUGAUCCCUGACUGGCUCCGGCGGGCAGCUCCGUGCCUGGGCUCCCCGGUGACUCCAGAAGCACCUCCAGGCUGGGCUUCUCCAGUGCGGCAGCGGCACCGUGCUGGCUCCCUGCCUCCCAGCCCCAGCACACCGCUCCAUGUUCCUGCCCUGACAGGCUGCACGGUGGAAAACCAGAUAGAGAUGGGCCCUGUGCCUGCGGUUUCGCUGGUGCAGGGUGAGGCUGCUGGCACCCCCCUCUUUGUGCCACUGCCUCCCGCCAUUCUCCCGGCGCCCAACUCCACCCCGCCGAGACCGCCAACAACCAGAAGGAAGACUCUUGCGGGUGUGACAGGUCUGAACCUGAUUCGUAGCAGCCCAAGACUGCAGGCAAAGAACAGAGAAAUGCCAAUCGCCCAGCUAGCUGAGAGGUUGCUUUGCCAGCGCAUGGGAGUGGUGGAAGAGGGUGAGAUGAUCACUGAGGCUGCUAUCAACAAGUACGUGGCCCUCUUUCGUGGGCAGCUACCAGACAUCGCCAUUGCUGCUCUCCGAGCACUAUUUAGGCUGGAUUGUGACCUUGCCGCAGCAGUCGAAGACGCUCUGCUGGACCACGGUGGAGAUGCUGGCCUGGAGCCCCAAGACCACGGCCCUGCCGAGGCAACUGCUUCUGCUUCUGCCUGA